Messenger RNA from Verticillium alfalfae VaMs.102, 2907 nucleotides. RefSeq names its product zinc finger protein. Lineage: Eukaryota; Fungi; Ascomycota; Sordariomycetes; Glomerellales; Plectosphaerellaceae. The transcript is spliced from 3 exons. The record is from RefSeq and is a predicted model, not a curated record. The coding region runs from base 1 to 2907 and encodes 968 amino acids.
AUGGCCAAGCACCGGGACUCGGGGCUCUCCAUCGGCGGUCCGGCGUCCUUCUCCUUCUCCGAUCUCCCAGCCGCCCCUAACCCUUCGACGUAUGAGCAACCGGGCAACAGGGCCCAACCGCAAACAAUGCAGCAGCUCCCUAGGCCGCAUCCCGCUCACACGCUACCCCCAAUAGCAACUUCACUACUGCCAAGAGACCGAUCCGACUCUCUCAGUACUCGACCAGGCUCUAGCGACCUUCCAGGGUCAGCAAGGCAAGCAAUCUACGCCGAUCUCGACUCCCACUUGCCACCUCUGGCGCGAAGUCGGGUUGGCCAACCUCGACUGCAAUCUAUCGGCGAACUAAAGCUGGAUCCGGAUGCAGGAUCAUGCUUACAAUGCCGAAUACUGCAUCAGUCUCCUGGCAAUGAUGGUCACAAGCUUUUGGGGUGCCAUCGCGGCCCCCUUGAGAAUGUCUCGGAUCUGCUUCUUGCAGCUCCUGCGACGCCAAGGCAGAUGCAAACGCCUUUAACCUCGCCGCUCGCUCAGCGCCGAAAUAUCAAUGACCACCUCGAAAAGACGUAUUCGAUAUCUGUUGCAACGCUUGUUGACCUCAGAGCAAAUCUCGACUUCGAUGAUGGGUUUUGGUCAGCGGAGGAGCUGGCCAGUGUGUCGUCACACAACUCCAAUCUGGCACACUACUCGAGAGAAUCGACAAGCCGACCACCGCCUAUUCUGGCCAUACUAUUUGCUAGCUGGAACACAGACAACACUGCGUACAACCUCAUGCACUUCUUGAAAGCCACCGGACAACUAUCUGCUAGCAGAGAGGCGGAGAAGACGGCAUAUCCAGCGCUUUACCGCGCGAAGCUGCUCUUGCGUGAAGCUGUGUUUUGGAAUUUGCAACAGCAAUCGCCAUCUAUACACCUGCGUGGUGGCUCCAGAAUCCCGCAUCAAAUCCCGGAGGACGUUGAUUACGAUGGCCACUAUAAGCUCCUGUAUGAUUGCUUAACGCAGUUCUUACAGGCCUUCGAAGCCGCGGCAUUACACGGAGAGAGGUUUGACUUCAAAACGUCGCUUGCCAUGUUUAUGUCUGUCUGCCUGUUCAGUGCCAUCCGAACCAUUUUUGCCGACACACUUACGGCUUUACCACGACGCCAUGCUUUGCCACAACAAGGGUUGAAACAGGACGUGUCUUUCGCGGGCCUGUCUCAAAGCGACAGCGUUUACAAACUCCUGAUUAUCAGCUGCAAGUCGAUGGGUGCUACACCUUUUGAUGACCCAACUAUUCCAGAAAUCGAAUCGUGCAGCGCCGCCUUUCGGUUACUGGAAACGAUCAUCCAGAGACACCAGUGGGCCGCUCAAGGUGUCUGGUCUUGCUGUGACUUCCUAUCCCGGCUGGGCAGUGGUGCAGUCGAAGGCAAUACGACGUACGUUGGAUUUCUCAAACCCACAACGUGGCCAUACAGUGAUCGCUUUGUUGUUCCCGCGCUGAGUGCGAGGCCCAUGGAUGAACCCCAGACGCUCUUGUCCAACUCUCGAAGCGCGGGCGAGCCUUGGAUCCCGAGCAUCCAGAUCUUGCCCGAUCGAGACUCAUUCAUGCCCCAAACUAGUGUCGAUCACCUGGUAUCGCCCAUUGGUUAUGACCACACCAGCCGGAGACAGAAUGCGAACAAGAGCCCCCCCUUCCAACGGCAGGGGUCUUCGCGGCCAUCAGACCCGCCAACGCUGCAUAGUCGGGGGAGGGUAUCUUAUCAACGGACACCUCUACGGAGGGUCUACUGCAGCAAAUGCAACGAAUAUCCCGAAGGCUUUAGGGGCGAACAUGAGUUGCGAAGGCACACCGAUGCGAAACAUGCCGCCAUGGUCAAACGAUGGGUCUGUGCAGAGCCUGACGGCUACGCAUCUCCCGUGCCGAAACCCGUUGUGCCGCUGGCGAAAUGCAAGGCAUGCAUUACGCAGAAGAGGUAUGGCGCAUACUACAACGCGGCGGCACACCUUCGUCGUGCCCACUUCAAUCCUCACAGGGGCGGUAAGGCUAGCGGCGAUUGGCCACCGAUGACGAUAUUAAAAGACUGGAUGAAAGAAAUCCGGCAGUCAGUGGAUGUACAGGAGGACCAACAAGAUGACUCCAGCGGCGACGAAGGCGAGGGCGAAAGUGAUUAUAAGCCGCACAAUGACUACGACAUUCGAAGUCGGGUUGAGUCGCCAACGCUCUCUGUCCCGCCGUUGGCUCCGGCACCGGCGCGGGGGCUGAUGCCAGCGCCUCCAUCAUCCUUGGAGGUUUUAGAGCCCAUGCAGCAGGGCAACACUUCCGCCCGGCCUUUUGAGAACAGGACGAGAUGUCCACACCCCGACUGUGGCAAGGUAUUCAAAGACUUGGCAGCACACAUGCUUACACACCAAGAGGAACGACCCGAGAAGUGUCCAAUCGACACGUGCGAGUAUCACACGAAAGGUUUUGCGCGAAAGUACGACAAGAACCGACAUGCUUUGACACACUACAAAGGAACGAUGAUCUGUCCAUUUUGUCCCGGGAUCGGUUCGGCGUAUGAAAAGGCUUUCAAUCGGGCUGAUGUCUUCAAAAGACACCUGACGUCUGUACACAACGUCGAGCAGACACCGCCCAACAGCCGAAAGUUUGUCGCCAGUGGUGCAGGCCCCAGCGCUACAGUCAAAGAGGGAGCCCGGUGCUCCAUCUGCCAUGCUGAAUUUAACACGGCCCAGGAUUUCUACGAGCAUCUCGAUGACUGUGUACUAAAUGUCAUCGUGCCGGCGACAACGCCGUCCAUGCGCACAGGCUCAUCUUUGGCUGAGAAUACCGGCACUGUUUCGGUGCACGAAGAAAGAGAUUCGGAAAUGGAGGACGAACGGAAGCCUCCCGCAACGAUGUUGAUACCAGAAGGUGUGAAUUAUGGGGGGCCGUGA